Castor canadensis (American beaver) is the source of this 3728-nucleotide messenger RNA. NCBI's taxonomy places the organism in Eukaryota, Metazoa, Chordata, Mammalia, Rodentia, Castoridae. The record is from RefSeq and is a predicted model, not a curated record.
CCUCAGAGGGGGAACACCAGGCUGGGGGACAUGUACUUGGCAGAAGAGGUAUAAGGAGUACAGCAUACCACAAAGGACAUGUACCUAGGAUCCUAAAGGGUUCCAUUCUGGUUGUGCUACUAACCUGCUAGAUCCCAGCUGUCACUUCACUGUUCUGGGCCUUGAUUCUCACCCGAAAUGAGCAUUUGGGGCUAUACAACCUGGAGGUCCCCUCUACCUGCCAUUUGUGGGCUUCCAGCUGCAGAGCUCUUCUUACCACAGAAGGCACUGCCUUCAUCUUGUGGCCUCAGCUUGUUUUUAUCGUGGCAGGGCACUACCCCUAGGGGAGACUCCAAAGACCCCCUUCCCAGGGGGCUUCUGGGCCCUGUGCUCACUGUGUACUCCCUAUCAAGGCCAGUGAAGAAAACAGUGGCACACAGGCUGCCCCAAGUCUAUCUGACAAGCCACAACUAUUGUCUGAGGGAACCAGAAAGUCCUGUCUCAGGCCGGCCCUCUUUUUGAGGCCUCCCAGUUCAGCCAGCUCCUCCCCUCUGGGGCCUGGCAGCUCUGGCAUGGAUUGGCAUGGUCUCCACCUCCUCCUCCUCCCUGUUCUCCACUUUGAAGCCUUGGCUCCACCCCAGCUCUGGCUCUUCGGAUUGGUGCUCUAGCCAGCUGCUGUCGGGGGGGCUGGGCUGACCCUUCCAGAGGAUCCCAGCUGGCCCCAUGACUCACCGGGGGUUCUGCUGGGUCCAUCUGGCUUUUUCCCUGCUUCUACUAUCAAGCCACCAACACUAGAAAGUUUUCUUAGAUGAGAACAGGGAGUUCCUAGGCUGCUCUGUCAUACCACUGAUGCUCAGCAGUGACUUUGGGUAUCUAACUAAUCCGCCUCCUUUCUUAUGGCCAAGAAAUUGCACAGGGAGGAGAAGGCCAUGGACAAAAAGCUGCUGUGAAGGCAGGAGGGCCAGUAACUAGGCUGCUGGGGAUGGCCUGUGGGCAGUGAGUGACAUGCAUGAUCUAGAGAGAAACUGGGAGGGCCUCCCCUCCUUGGAGACAGACAGCCUGAAAGAGGGUAAGGGAUGAGCAUUCAUGACUGCUUUGCUUAUCUCCCAUUGCAGGUCCCAGCAGCUGGGGUUUCCCCUCAGCCUUUGAGAGGCCAUGUCCAACCCCACUGCCCCCCCUCCAUAUGAGGACCGCAACCCCCUGUACCCUGGCCCUCCGCCCCCUGGGGGCUAUGGACAGCCAUCUGUCCAUCCUGGUGGGUACCCUGCCUACCCUGCCUACCCACAGCCUGGUUACGGUCACCCUGCUGGCUACCCACAGCCUAUGCCCCCCAUCCACCCGAUGCCCAUGAACUAUGGCCCAGGCCAAGGCUAUGAUGGAGAGGAGAGAGCAGUGAGUGACACCUUUGGGCCUGGAGAGUGGGAUGACCGGAAAGUCCGACACACCUUCAUCCGAAAGGUCUACACCAUCAUCUCUGUCCAGCUGCUCAUCACAGUGGCCAUUAUCGCUAUCUUUACCUUUGUGGAACCAGUCAGCGCAUUUGUGAGGAGGAACGUGGCUGUGUACUAUGUGUCCUAUGCUGUCUUCAUUGUCACCUACUUGACCCUUGCCUGCUGCCAGGGACCCAGACGCCGGUUCCCAUGGAACAUCAUCCUGUUGACUCUUUUUACUUUUGCCAUGGGCUUCAUGACAGGCACCAUUUCCAGUAUGUAUCAAACCAAAGCUGUCAUCCUUGCAAUGAUCAUCACUGCUGUGGUGUCCAUUUCUGUCACCAUCUUCUGCUUUCAGACGAAGGUGGACUUCACCUCGUGUACAGGCCUAUUCUGUGUCCUGGGAAUUGUGCUGAUGGUGACUGGGAUUGUCACUAGCAUUGUGCUGUACUUCAAAUAUAUUUACUGGCUCCACAUGGUCUAUGCUGCUCUGGGGGCCAUUUGCUUCACCCUGUUCCUGGCUUAUGAUACACAGUUGGUCCUGGGGAAUCGGAAACAUACCAUCAGCCCAGAGGACUACAUCACAGGUGCCCUGCAGAUCUACACAGACAUUGUCUACAUCUUCACCUUUGUGCUACAGUUGAUGGGGGAUCGCAACUGAGGACCACCCAUUCCCCCCACCCUGGGCUUUCCCUUCCCUAGAAGGCUGGGCCUCAGAUCCUUCCCCUCAAGUAAUAUGCCAGUUUCCUUUCUGUCCUGGGGAUGGGUGGCCUCUCUGGCUGGAUGUGUGGAAACCUGGAGGGCUAGAGGAGCUGAGAACUCUUGCCCUUGGUGGGCCUGGUAAGGACUAGGCUGAAGGUGUGUCCUGCCCUCUACAUGGCACCGAACUCUUAGCAGCUAUGUGGGUGGGUGUGUGAGAAGCCUAUUCUAUAGUAGAAAGGGAAUAUGAACAUGGAAGGGGCUUCAAGGUGAAGAGAUUCCCUUCCCACCUUUGCCACAGGCUCCUAGGCCAGGUAGCUGGUGCUGCUUCCCCUCCUAAACCCAAAAAAGCCAGACAGCUUUGUUACCAGCCCCUGGAUUCAUAGGCCACCAUCCUGUACUCCUUAGGUUUGGCACCUCUUAGCUGGGGAAGGUAGAAGAGAUCUGUGCCCAGGGGUCUUUAUGCUCCACCGGCACCUUGUUUCAGUAAUGUGUAUAUAUUGUUUAUCUGGGCUGGGAUGGGGGAAGAAGAGUGAGCAAAGUAGAGGGCCCAACAUACAGCAGUAUCCACCCUGGGCUUCCUCUAGGCUUGGAUGGUGGUGGAGAGAGUAGGUCACAGGAGCUACCUGGCACUUAAGAGGAAAACGUGAUGGAUGAAGGUCAGCAAAUGGGGUAGUUUGUAGGCUCUCAAAGCAUCCAGGGUGAGGAGACAAUGGGGAGAGAGCAGGAAAAAUGCCCGAGGGUCCACUACCUGAUCUGAGAAAUAUUGAAGCCCACUGUGGUACCCAAGAAGACUUCUGUGUGCUUUUCUCUGCUAACCCAGGGAGGGCCCCAAGUGGAAGGUGACUUCCUUUCUCCAUGUAUUUUGAAUUCCCUGUGUUGGUUCUUAGACUGGAGCCCCAUCUCUCCUGCCAGCUACUGCUUUCUUUGUAAUACAAAUGCCUCAAGCUGGAAUGGUGGGUGGGGGACAGGGUCAUCUAUUGGGUGGGGUGGAAACCACAUCAGCCCAAGGACAUUAUUAGAAUGUCUCUAUUGAGUUCUUGACCUAAAUAUAUCACACAAAGGGACAUAAACUAGAAGUGUAAUAAAGUCUUAUGUUUGGAAGUUAAACCCUGUGUGGCUCUGGUUUUCUUCACUGGAAGGUGGUGGCUCUGCCACUGCAUCCACUUCCUCCCUCUGUCUGAACUCUAGUGGAUCUGUCUCUGGCACCUAUUCCUAGGUAACCACGCCCAUUUUAUCAUCCUCUUAAGAGUCAUCAUGCUUACUGUUUUUGUGUCAUGGACCCUUUACAAAAGUUCUCAAGAGCUAUUAACUUUUCCUCACAAAGCCGUGUGUAUAUCCACACUUCUAUAGGUGGGGGAGGGGAACAACAACGGACUCAGAAUCUAUUACAAAAUCUCUAGUCCAGUCUUUCACAAAGGAGGAAAGUGAGGCCCCCAAGAGGUUGUGACAUUGUGCGUUUUGCUUCCACAACUUGCAUGAUGCCUUUGAUUUUACUAUUUGUUUCAAGGCUGAGUGGGACCCCACCCUGCUGGCCAGAAGCUCUGAGGGGUUGGUCCUCAGGGUCUGUGCCUAGGCUUGUUGCAUUUAAGCCUGUGGUUGCCCCACCACCCAGCCAGG